Messenger RNA from Dissoconium aciculare CBS 342.82, 4337 nucleotides. RefSeq lists its product as uncharacterized. Lineage: Eukaryota; Fungi; Ascomycota; Dothideomycetes; Mycosphaerellales; Dissoconiaceae. The record is from RefSeq and is a predicted model, not a curated record. The transcript has a single exon. The coding region runs from base 124 to 4239 and encodes 1371 amino acids.
UGACAGUCCACAGACACCUACAAUCGACCGCCACCUGCAUUGAGACCAUUCCACCACCGACAACCACACCAACCCGACCGCACCUCCCUCGAGAAUUCAGCAUCCCAUCAUGACAGCCCAAUAAUGUUCCCACCGUCCCCAUCUGCCACCCACCGCCCAACUCCCGUCCCGUCCAAGGCCGCCCUCCGCGCCCUCUAUCAACUCGCCUACAUCUCCUCCGGCACAGCGCUGGGCAUCGCCGCGCUCUGCGCCGAAGAACGACGCCGCCGGACCGCCAUCGUCGCGAAAAUCGCGGACAACGCCCAGAGACUCAGGGAGAGCCCGCGCCAUGUCGACAAUUCCUCCCCAGCGGAAGGAUUGCCCGGCCGAGGCGGAGGAGACGGCACGGCGCAGAUGAACAGGACCCGGAGGAGGUCUUUCUCGACGAGUCAUCCUGCGGCCGCUGGUGCCGGCACGCAGGUCUUGGCACGAUCGGCGAAGGACGAGGAUCUGCCUUCGCAUGUGGAGAGGGCGUAUGAGCAAUUGGAGGACGGCAAGAGGAGGCCGUCGAGGAGUCUGCCGAUUCGUCAGGGCAGGCAGAGGAGGUCGGCCGAGAGGUCAAAUUUCUGGAUCGGGAGGGAGGUGAGACAGGCGGGCGAUUCGCGGGAAAAUGCUGGUUCAGCUGCCGAGGAUGCGAAACGUCCUUCGUGGUUCGUCGAUGAUGUCGAGUCGGGGAAGGGGACGCGGAAGUCCGGAAAUCGAAACAAGAGAGUGAAGGAGCCGACGCAGAAGCCCGUGAAUGGAUACGAGAGAGCGUCGGAUACAAUCUUCUGGGGGUUCAGGCCUCAUUCGGCGAACAUUUUUCUGCGAAAUAUGCUGCGAUCACAGACGCGCGCUUUCGAACGACGGCCUAUGGUGUUCAAGCAUGGGACGGACCCCAGCUUGCGCACUGGGCCGCAAGCUGUCGGCCAGCACGCAGAUCUAGAGACGGAGCUGGAGGAGUUCUUCCGGACUCUGCCGACAGUGGAUCGCCAGACGGAGAAAUACGUCGAGACCGCCGACGCGCUUCUGAAAGGCGUGCUGCACCACGGGACACUGGCACAGGCGCGUUCGUUGAUUUUAUGGAGAUUCGCAACAGGCAAGGUGCAGGUCUUCCAUCCGGAUGAACUAUGCCGCACGCUUGUUUCAUACAUCCACGGCCAAAUCGGACAAGCCGAUGAGGAGGAAGGGGUGUUGGAUUUCCUAGAUGAGAUUUUUGAAACGGGCAGGAUCUCACGAAUGCCACCGAAUCUACAACUCGAACUCGGGCUGGCGAUGGUUGAAGCGAAACGCAUCAUCCAUGCGGAGGGCGAGAGGUCUGCGCUCGUGGAGAAGUAUCUUCACGUCACCUGGGAAGAUGCCCCGGUGGCCUCGUCGUUGAAAUCCGUCGAUCUUGUGGUCAAGAAAUUCGCGAAGGCGAAGCGAUAUGCGGAGGCGAUGAGCCUAUUGGAUGCGUGGGAAGCGUACAGCAGCAGCAAGCCGACGCAUCUCCUGAGACUCCUCUUCGAUUCCAGUAUGAACCAGCGCAGAUUCGUGUAUUGCAGCACAAUCCUCCUACAGCGACGAACGCCUGAAGAUAUCACCCCCGAGCUGCUAGCGGACUAUGAGAAGUUGAUAAUUACGUGCGGGAGAAAGGGGUUGGUUCGGCUGCUUCGAGUACAUUUCGAGAAAUUGCAGGACGAUCAAGCUUUUCUUGCGCUGCUCAUGCCGCAAUUGAGCGUGAAUGCGCGUGCAAUCCUCGUAUCGGCCAAUGCCGAUAUCGAUGACCUCACCACCGACAGUUCGGUCGCUCUGGACAAUAUCUUCAAGACAGGACUUUCACACGACAUCAUCGGCAAACGAGUGGCAAGAAGAAUCAAGCGUGAUUGGCGCACGACGCGUGAUCUCCAGGCGGUCAAAGAUUUAUUCAAGGACGCCCAUGGCCGGGCCAGUGAGCAAGACUUCAGUUCGGAAAGUAUGCAGUCCCUCGAAAUCGCUCUGAUCGAGGUCAUGUCCGAGGCUGGUCAGGUCGAGCAGGCGCUGCAGUUACUUGCCGUCGUCAGCGGGCGCGGGCAGGAGACCACGCACCUCCUCUGUGCCGUUCUCCCAGUCCUGGCCAAAAAGCGUGCCUGGAAGCAAUUCGACGAAUUGAUCAAAGUCUUAUCUGACAGGACCGAUCUCGCCCAAGAUGCCUACAACCUCCGCAAUUUCGAAAAGGCCCUCCACCUCUACACUCUUGACCAUUCCGCCGACGACAUCUGGCAAUUUGCCACCCUCAUCACCGCACAGCUCAAAAUCCCCAUCACCCAGCGCCUCACUGACAUUGUCCUCGAGUCUUUCGUCGAGAACCGCCAGAUCCAGUUCAUUCCCGAAUGGCUUUCCCACGCCUCUUCCCUUAACGGCGAAGCUGACUUGAACGAGCGCAGCGUGGCGAAUCUACUCACACAUUUCUUCCUCAAACACCGUCUACCUCAUACUUACUUCAUGGCGCAGUGUUACAACUUCAUCCAUCGAACCGGCUAUCGUGAUCACCAGACCUUCAUGGAUGUCGUUACCGACAGCAUCGCAUAUGACAUGAGGCACAAUUCCGGCAAUCCGAAGAAUAUGCCGACUUUGCUGCGGUUGGUGGCGGAGAAUUAUCGCCGUGUGAGAAGUGCAGGAGGCGUCUUUCCGGAGCCGUCCAGCUCGAUAGAAAUAAUCAUGCAUGACCAAACCUUGAAGAGGAUGAAGGUGGACGAGCAGAGACAGGCGGCUCGCAAAGCUUCUCAGCUUGUGCGAGUCUCGAUCUUUGGAAAUGACGUAGUGCCCGAAGAAGAACAUAUGACGGCUAAUCAGCUCGAUGCGGCAAUGGACGAAGCUGAUGCGGCGCUGGACGAAGAUGAUGACCUGGGAGACGAGCACGCUGUUUCAGGACUGGAAGUCUUCGACGAUAGCCGUCAGAACACUUCAGUCCGUUUUGACGACUUGCAUGAAGAGCAGUCGGAUGAUGGACACGGCGUAGAACUACGCCACAUUCGCGACCGACGGCCGUGGUCUUUGUCGGAUGAUUUACCCGUUCGACCUCGAAAAUUAGAAAGCGAGAUGCUUCUUGGUUUGUCACGACGCGAUCGCAACCAUGUCCUGGAAUUGUAUCGAUCAUCAUUGGGGCCCGGUGGUAUGCCAGCGUCGUCGAGAGCUCUUGAGAUUGCAGUCGAGGCAUGCUUCCUAGAACCUAUGGCGACCGGCGAAGCGGAACGCGAUGCAAAUACCCCCGAGGAAACCGACGCUGAUCGUGAAGCGGCAGCCAAAAAAAUAGUGUCAGAAGCCAGAUUCGCUGGCAUGAACACCGCGUCUGCCCAGGGCCCUUUGCUCCUCCGCGAAAUGAGCAAUUUCUCCAGCGAGGACAGAAGGUAUGCGGAUAAAUUCCGGAGGAAAAUCGUCGACUAUUACCGCACCAAUGAAGACAACGGCGUCAAACUCAAAAAGCAUGUUGGGGUUCACGCCGCCAAUCUUCUCAUCAACAACCACUGCGCCUUGGAUGGCCUCCGCCUUCUCAGGGACCUCUUCCCAGGCCCCUCUCCCGAUAUCACGGGAACCCAUCUUGCCUCCGACGAGCCCUCUGACCUCUCCAAAAAGGCCCCACUAAUUCCCAAGACUACCCUCCUCCCCAAGACACCCUCCCCUACCUCCCCCGAAUCUACCAUCGAUCUCGCUUCCCUAACAGUCUACCUCAAGGGCCUGAUUGCCCUCAACCACACCAGAGGCAUUCACUGGACAGUCGACUACAUCUUAGACAACAACCUCCGCGUCGACAUCGCCUGCCUCAACACCCUGCGCAACCAAGCCCGAAUGCUCCUCCGUUCCUCACAUAUUUAUGGACUCGCCCUGGCGAAGCAAGUCCACCGGGCGAGACUUGCCCUCUCGGAACGCCGCAUCCAGCAGAAAAUGGAGAGCGGCAGGCAUAUGAAGGAUCUGUUGUAUGUCUUGUCGGAUUGUCGGAAGAAGCAGCUGCAGUCUGAAACCCCUCUGACCACGACUACGAUCGGGAAGAAGAAGAAGUCAUCAGCGAGGAGGCAGUCCCUUGAGGAAAAUGGUGCCCCGAGUACAGAAGUGGGCACUACUGCUUCUGCUGCCGCUUCUUACGAAUCGACGAGAGAGCCUUGGACGGGGAAAGACAAGAUGAGCAGAGUUUAUGAGAACGAUCGGCAGGAGUGGCAGCUCGAUGUUCCUCUGCGUCCGGCUGUGAUGGCUGCUACGGGAUGACCUCUUUUUUUCUUUCUGAAUUCAUUGAUACCAUUACACUGUAGAUUGUUUGUGUGUAAAGAUUUUUAUGUAUAUUUCUAUGCUACAGUAAAUUAUGC